AUGUCCUUCAGAGAUUUGGCAAUAGCAGUAAUGUCCUUCUCACAGACUACAGUUGGAAUCCUGGGGAAUUUCUCUCUUCUUUACUACUAUCUAGUCCUUGGCCAGAACAGAUGCACACUGAAGUCCACACAUCUGAUUCUCAGGCACCUGAUUAUAGCCAACUCCAUGAUCAUUCUAUCUAAGUCACUUCCUCAGACAAUGACAGCUUUUGGCCUGAAACAUUUCCUGAAUGACUUUGGCUGCAAAAUUCUUUUGUAUUUUCAGAGGGUGGGCAGAGGUGUGUCAAUUGGUACCACCUGCCUCUUGAGUAUCUUCCAGACCAUCAUGAUCAGCCCCAUGAACUCUUGUUGGAUGGAUCUUAAAGUAAAAGCCCCAAGGUACGUUGGCUUCUCCACUGCCUUCUGCUGGAUCCUAUAUAUGGUUGUAAAUUUAAUUUUUCCUAUGUAUGUGUAUGGCAAAUGGAACAGCCAAAACAUGACAAAGAAAAGGGACUUGGGAUACUGUUCUACUGUCGGUGGUGACAAAAUAGUAGAUUCACUAUACACAGUGUUGUUUGUAUUCCCUGAAGUUUUAUUUUCUGUGCUCAUAAUCUGGGGCAGCAGCUCCAUGGUUUUCAUUCUGUAUAGGCACAAACAGCGGGCUCAACAUAUUCACAGCAGUAAUGUUUCUCUUAAAUCCUCCCCUGAGUCCAGAGCCACUCAUAGCAUCCUUGUUCUGCUGUGCACCUUUGUGAUGUUCUUUUUUCUCUCUUCCAUAUUAAAUGUUUGUGUUGCUCUCUUUUAUAAUCCCAGUUGGUGGUUGGUGAACAUCAGUGCCCUCCUUUCUGUGUCCUUUCCUACUGUCAGCCCCUUUGUUCUCAUGAACCGAGCCUCCACUGUACCCAGGUUCUGCUUAGGGAAUAUAAAAAUCCACUAA
Chinchilla lanigera (long-tailed chinchilla) is the source of this 915-nucleotide messenger RNA. Its product is annotated as vomeronasal type-1 receptor 4-like. Bases 1 to 915 code for a protein of 304 amino acids. Gene Ontology annotation, biological process: G protein-coupled receptor signaling pathway. The transcript has a single exon. Gene Ontology annotation, cellular component: membrane. Gene Ontology annotation, molecular function: pheromone receptor activity. NCBI's taxonomy places the organism in Eukaryota, Metazoa, Chordata, Mammalia, Rodentia, Chinchillidae. The record is from RefSeq and is a predicted model, not a curated record.